This is a messenger RNA of Schizosaccharomyces osmophilus, 525 nucleotides long. RefSeq names its product EKC/KEOPS complex subunit Cgi121 (gene cgi121). Gene Ontology annotation, cellular component: EKC/KEOPS complex; cytosol; nucleus. The coding region runs from base 1 to 525 and encodes 174 amino acids. The record is from RefSeq and is a predicted model, not a curated record. The transcript is spliced from 5 exons. Gene Ontology annotation, biological process: telomere maintenance via recombination; tRNA threonylcarbamoyladenosine modification. Lineage: Eukaryota; Fungi; Ascomycota; Schizosaccharomycetes; Schizosaccharomycetales; Schizosaccharomycetaceae.
AUGUAUUUGCCAUUAUUCCAAAAAACACCUGUGAGUGUAUUCGUGUUUAAUAAUGUUGAGAAUGCAGAGAAAUUGCAUCAAGAACUCAUUGGCCAAAAUCCUGCUUACGAUUAUGCCUUCAUUGACGCUUCUAGUAUUGUAUCUGUAAAGCAGAUUUAUAGUGCUACUAUGCGUGCUCUGCAAGCUCAAGCGGAUGGACAGAUGAAAUCAAAAACGUUGCACAUGGAAGUCAUUUUGUCUCUUUGUCCUAAAACAGAGAUUUCCACAGCUCUACGACAAUUCGGCAUGAGUAAAAAGUCCAAAAAGAUUGUAGCUUUGAGAAUCAACGGUGCUCCUUCAGAGGAAGAGGAAUUGGCACAUGUGCUAAAAAUAGUCCAAGGCACACAUCUUCCUUUUAGCGACGAGACAUUUCAAAAGCUAGCUGACAUGAAGGUGGUAAAGAAGAACUAUAAGCUAGAUGUAGCCUCUAUGCAGAACCCGACAGCCGCAAUUUUAUCUGCUAUUGCUUUGCGAGGUUACUCUUAG